Postia placenta MAD-698-R-SB12 is the source of this 498-nucleotide messenger RNA. RefSeq lists its product as hypothetical. Bases 1 to 498 code for a protein of 165 amino acids. The transcript has 3 exons. Lineage: Eukaryota; Fungi; Basidiomycota; Agaricomycetes; Polyporales; Adustoporiaceae. The record is from RefSeq and is a predicted model, not a curated record.
AUGAAGUCUAUCUCUUCCGGCAACCCUCUCCUUUUCCUGCUGUUCCUAUGCUUGGCCGCAUGUGGACUUGUCUCUGCGGCUCCGCUGAGCGAUUACGAAUAUUGGGGACGCUCGGACCCGUAUGCUGAGGCGUACCACAAGGCAAGAGAGUGGGCCGAGCACCCAACGUUUGCAGCGCGAGCGUCAAGGCCUGCACAGCCUGCCCAACGACCGAAUCUCAGCAUCUGGUGGAGUCGCAAUGCUCGGAACGAUCUGACGUCGCAGACAUCUGCCGAAUGGGGAGGGCACCAACCACAGGCGUACCAGGAGGCAUUGGUGAGGCAGUACUGGGCGAGAACCCCCGCGGUCGCGCACGCUACUGGUGCCAAAAUCAUCCGGGCUGCACACAAGGGUGGAACCAACCCCAGGGAGCCUGACCACAUCACUGUUGGAUUCAAGGAUGCUAACGGUGAUGAGAUCAAUGACCACGCGUACCAUGUGUACACGGGCCGCCAGUAA